AUGUUCGGUUUCAACUCCGGGCUUUCGGCCACCCUGCUCUUGGCCGUGGCCCAGUAUGCGAACGCGGGACCAACAGCCAAGACUCUGAACGGCACUUAUGAAGGCUCGCAUCUUUCAGCCUACCAGCAAGAUGUCUUUCUCGGGAUUCCGUACGCUCAAGCUCCCGUUGGAGACUUGCGUUUCAGAGCGCCUGAAAGUCUGAAUGCUACAUGGCCCGCAACCCGGCCUGCAACUGAGUAUUCAGAUAUUUGCAUGCAAUACACAGCACCUCCUAGUCACCCAAUGUCCGAGGAUUGCUUGUCACUCAAUAUCAUUUGCCCGAGUGGUCUGAAUGCAACGGAACCGCUUCCUGUCGCAGUCUGGAUCCACGGGGGCGGUCUAUACGCCGGCUCAUCCAGAGAAACCAACCUGACAAACUUCGUGCGCCAGGCUUCGGCAGCUCAAAAGCCUCUCAUCGCCGUCUCGAUCAAUUAUCGACUGUCGGCAUUUGGCUUCCUAUGGGGUUCCGAUGAGCUCAAAGCCAACGGAAGUGCCAACAACGGCCUGCGAGAUCAGAGACUUGCUCUUCGCUGGAUUCAAGAAAACAUCGGAUUCUUCGGCGGCGACCCUCGUAAAGUCACGAUCUUCGGCCAGAGCGCCGGAGGGUUAUCUGUGGGAAAGCAGCUGAUAGCUUACGGGGGAAGAGACGACGGUCUGUUUCGCGGAGCGAUCAUGCAGAGCGGCGGUAUGGCCGAGAAGUGGCCGUACAACAUCAAGGACCCGGCGGCUUACACCGAAGAUCUGUACCGAAACAUGACGGAGACAACUGGUUGUGCCGACGACGCGAGCCCUUUGGAAUGUCUCAGGAAACUCCCCGUUGAGUCUCUCUCGGCCGCGUUGAACGUCAGCAGCACACCUGUUUUCUUAGGGACCGGCCUCGGACCUUGGCUCACGCAGAUCGAUGGUGAUUUCCUCCAAGAUGGACCCACGUCGUCCCUCGAGAAGGGCCACUUCGUGCAUGUGCCCAUCAUGUAUUCGACUACGUCGGAUGAGGCGACUGUGUUUAUGUUUGGAGGAGCCAUCGAUACAGACGCAGACUUCAGAGCACUUGUUGCAGCCGGCGGACCAGAUGAGCCAACCGUUUCCAAGAUCGAGAGUCUCUACCCCAAGAACAGCACAGGGCUCCCUCAAGGAUACACCCCUUCCGCGGAAGACGUGCAGACCCAUGGUUCACAGUGGAAGCGAGGCGUUCUGUUCCACACAGACGUCGUCGAAACCACCUCGCGACGCUUGACGUUGAAGGCGUGGGCUGCCGCUGGUCUAGAAGCAUACUCAGCGCGUGUCAACUUAUUGCCUCCAAGCACAACGCCUCGCCUUGGGUCACAUCACUCGAUGGAUCUGAACUUCAUUUUCGAUAACCUCGACGCCGAGACGGCCAAUAUGACCCAGUUCGCAACAGCAUCCCGACUCAUGAGCAGAUCGUGGGCGUCUUUCGUGUCAGAUCUGGACCCUAACGGUCAUGGAGGUAUGUAA
Colletotrichum karsti is the source of this 1512-nucleotide messenger RNA. Its product is annotated as carboxylesterase family protein. The record is from RefSeq and is a predicted model, not a curated record. The transcript is spliced from 3 exons. Lineage: Eukaryota; Fungi; Ascomycota; Sordariomycetes; Glomerellales; Glomerellaceae. The coding region runs from base 1 to 1512 and encodes 503 amino acids.